AAUCGAUGAGUUCAUAAGUAUGUUAAUCAGGGCAUUACACUCUUUAUUAAGGAAUUUUGGAUUGUACACCAAAUAGCAAUUUUUGUGGAUAAUUUGCUUCAUGUGUAUAAACAACAAUUAAUAAUAAAUUGGGAUGUUGCAGAGAAGACUAUUUGUAUCCUAGUGCAGCAAAUAUAAUUGUCUAUAUUCUCAUAAUCCCUAUAAUAGGAAUUGGAAGCUUAGGAGCUUUAGGAGGUGAGAUUGUAAAAAUAAUACAUUAGGUGGCGUUGUCAAAAGGCCAUUUUUAGAGGCAGCACUAAAUUACAAUUCAGGUCCUUCAGGAAAUAUAACUGCAUGUCUUAUGUUUGGAGCCUAAUUAGUUAAUCAAAUCAUUAUAACAUUCUAGAAGUAUUAAAAUUAUGGAAUUUAAGACAUCCUUAUCAUCCGUAACGUCCUCUAGUAAAUUAUGAAGUAGGAAUGAUAUAUGCUUUGGCUAUACCUCUUGCCAUGUAAUUUGGAUAAGAAUUAGCGAGUUAUAUGCCUCUAUUACCAGUUUUAACAUUAUAAAUGAUGUUUUUUAUUGUCAUUCUUCCAAUUUGCUUAUUAUAUGCAAAAAGACAAGAAAUUGUAGAAUAAGAAAUAGAUGAAGAUUAUACAGAGUCUCAUUAAUCUAUGACAACAGAUUUUAAAGGAUCAAUUUAAGAUGAGGCUUAGGCUGCUUUAAUAUAUAAAUAAUUUUUGGAUGAAUCCCAUUAAACUCUACCUUUAAUUCCAAUUCUUAUUACAUUUGGAAGUUUUGCUGUUAACGAAGCAGUUAUACUUUCACGAUCUACACUUUAUUAAGUAUCACCUUAUUUUAAUGUUAAUGAUUUACCAUAACCAAAAUAAUUAAAUCCAUGUGAUGUUUGGAAUUUCUAUAUGAUGAUAUUAUUAUUUGCAGUUAACAUUUUGAUAACAGGAUCAGUUUUAUUAUUAUUUAGAAAAAAAGAAUUAAUUAAAGAUAGUGUUAGAUAUAAAUUGAAAGAAAGAUAUUUUACUCCUACUAGAAGAUUUUUCAAAAUUUAUGGAGCUGGAUGCGCAACAGGAUUUAUUGCUGGAUUUUUAGGUAUGGCUGCAGGUUUAACUAUGUUUGUAACAAUGGUUUAAUUUGGUUUAGUUGCUGCAUGUGCAGGAGCAACUGCUAACUUUGGUUAUUUUAUUGUAUGUUUAUAAGUUUUUGUAUCAUUAAUGGUAGGAGAUUCAGAUAUGGGGGUUGGAAACUAAUUCUUCUUUUAUGGAAUUGGAGUAAUUUUAUUAUUUAUUAAUUUAUAGAUCGUAGGUGUUCUAGUCUUCACAAAUCUAGGCUAUUAUUAUAUUAACAAAUAUAAAAUUGGGCAUGUCUUAUUUUAUAUUGAUUUUGGAAUUGUUGUUUUAAAUAUGGCUGGUAAUAUUGCAUGGGGAAUAGAAUAAAAUGACAGAUUAGGAUUUACUUAAAUAGUCAAUAUAACGAAUACCUGCUCAUGAUUUUAUUUAUUUA
This is a messenger RNA of Paramecium sonneborni, 1495 nucleotides long. Lineage: Eukaryota; Ciliophora; Oligohymenophorea; Peniculida; Parameciidae. The record is from the annotation of a GenBank genome assembly.